AUGUACUCCAACAAAGUGGAGGGACCGCGGAGGGGAAGGUCUUUUGACUCGAUGAACAUCGCCUUUGAAGAGAAGCUGCUGAACAACGAGAUAAAUAAAUCAACGUUCACAAAAAUCGAAGAGAAUACAGAGAAGAAGAACACACCAGAGAAGGGGCGAGCGGCGAUCAUCUUUUCCCUGAAGAAUGAAGUUGGAGGCCUUGUGAAGGCGCUUAAACUUUUCCAAGAGAACCACGUCAACCUUGUGCACAUUGAGUCCAGAAAGUCAAAACGACGCAACUCCGAAUUUGAAAUAUUUGUGGACUGCGACAGCAACCACGAACAACUGAACGAAAUCAUCCAGCUGCUCCGCAAACAUGUGAACAUCGUGGACAUGGAGCCCCGCGAUAACUCCUGUCUCCCUGAGCAAGAUAUGGAUAAUGUACCUUGGUUCCCUAAGAAAAUUUCAGACCUGGAUAAGUGUGCCAACAGGGUGCUGAUGUACGGCUCAGAUUUGGAUGCCGACCAUCCGGGCUUCAAAGACAACGUCUACCGGAAAAGACGGAAGUAUUUCGCAGAUCUGGCUAUGAGUUUUAAACAUGGGGAUCCUGUUCCUCGCAUCGAGUUCACAGAGGAAGAAGUGAAGACUUGGGGCGUUGUGUACAGAGAGCUCAACAAGCUGUAUCCUACUCAUGCCUGCCGGGAAUACCUGAAGAACCUUCCUCUGCUGUCCAAGCAUUGUGAAUGUCGGGAGGACAACAUCCCCCAGCUGGAAGACGUCUCACGCUUCCUCAGGGAACGCACUGGAUUUACCAUCAGGCCUGUAGCAGGGUAUCUUUCUCCCCGAGACUUCUUAGCGGGCCUGGCCUUCCGUGUUUUCCAUUGUACCCAGUACGUGCGCCAUAGCUCCGACCCGUUAUACACCCCAGAGCCGGACACAUGCCAUGAGCUGCUGGGUCACGUGCCACUGCUAGCAGAGCCCAGCUUUGCCCAGUUCUCUCAGGAAAUUGGUCUCGCAUCACUUGGGGCCUCUGAUGAUUCAGUCCAGAAACUGGCCACAUGCUACUUCUUUACAGUGGAGUUCGGCCUAUGCAAACAGGAAGGGAAACUACGAGCAUAUGGGGCCGGACUGCUGUCUUCCAUCAGCGAACUUAAGCAUGCACUUUCUGGGAAUGCGAGGAUAAUGCCAUUUGACCCCAAAGUCACAUGCAAGCAAGAAUGCAUCAUCACAACAUUUCAAGAUGUCUACUUUGCUUCAGACAGUUUCGAGGAGGCGAAACUCAAAAUGAGAGAGUUUGCCAAGACCAUCAAGCGCCCGUUCACCGUGCGGUACAACCCUUACACACAGAGUGUGGAUUUACUCAGAGACACCCCCAGCAUCAACAGCGUGGUGGAGGAGCUCCGACACGAGCUUGACAUUGUUGGCGAUGCGCUCAGCCGGCUCAAUAAGCAGCUGGGUGUCUGACUGCCUGGAGUUGUGGUUCGAUUACCCGCCAACAGCACAUCUCAUCAGGCCUGCCAUAUCAUCCCAAAGCGGCACUGUAAGGAUGCCGCUUGUAGCUUCCCCAUCGUCAAUACAUAGAA
Molecule: messenger RNA, 1562 nt
Organism: Lampris incognitus (smalleye Pacific opah)
Lineage: Eukaryota; Metazoa; Chordata; Actinopteri; Lampriformes; Lampridae
Gene: tph1a
Product: tryptophan hydroxylase 1 (tryptophan 5-monooxygenase) a
Exons: 11
Coding region: 1-1443 (480 amino acids)
Biological process (GO): serotonin biosynthetic process; aromatic amino acid metabolic process
Cellular component (GO): neuron projection
Molecular function (GO): iron ion binding; tryptophan 5-monooxygenase activity
Source: RefSeq, a predicted model, not a curated record